AUGGAAAUUAAUCGUCCGACACUAAAGCAAAAUUGGACAACGAGUGUCUUGCGAGAAGAAGCAGCGAAUUUCAAUGCAUUCGGUAAUCGACAAGCACCGAAUUAUAUAACGGAAUCUGAGACUCAACGCGAAUACCGAAAUCCAUUUAUGGAAUUAAUUGGACAGAACCGGUACGGUCGUUACGUUUAUACACCUGAUCGGAAUCCACCGAAAGGAAUUGUGCCUACGUGCAACGCCAAGAGCUAUCCUGAUGUCAUUCCACGCUUUCGUUUAUAUCAAACAUCAUUUUAA
Molecule: messenger RNA, 291 nt
Organism: Adineta ricciae
Lineage: Eukaryota; Metazoa; Rotifera; Eurotatoria; Adinetida; Adinetidae
Source: the annotation of a GenBank genome assembly